AUGGGGACCAAAGCAACCUUCACUGAGCAAGGAAAUGGCCCUUGUGAAGCUGCAUUUUCCCCAAAGACGAAAUCCCAAGCCUCCGAAGGGUCCAAGGGUUCUCCUCAUAUGAAGCCUAAACCACCCUUCACCGUGCCCGUGGAAAAACCUAAACCAGAUCCCGAUCGGUCAGUAGUUGCAGUCAUCCUCCCUCCGGCGUGCCAGGCAGCCCCAGCGCCCGCUCAGACUCCACAGCUUGCCCAAGCCUGCACGGACAACAUAGCCCUAACCCUAGAGCUACCGUGCCGGGAGUCGUCCUGCUAUUUCGAGCAGGAUGACGUCGUGUAUGUGGAAGGGAUGGACGGUCACAUGUACCUCGUCCCGGUGCCUUUGUCGUCUUCGAAGGCUGCGGAAGACUAUCAUAUCAAGGGCGCGGGAAUGCCCGUGCGGAAGGGUGGGCGUGUCGUUGGUUACGGUGAUAUGGUGAUAAGGUGGAACCUUAUCUGUCCUCACAAAACUGCGCCUCCGAAACGCAAGAUUCUGAGAAGGCGACACACUUAA
Molecule: messenger RNA, 540 nt
Organism: Gloeophyllum trabeum ATCC 11539
Lineage: Eukaryota; Fungi; Basidiomycota; Agaricomycetes; Gloeophyllales; Gloeophyllaceae
Exons: 3
Coding region: 1-540 (179 amino acids)
Source: RefSeq, a predicted model, not a curated record